AAAAGCUGAAAAGAGAAGAAGCAACUCAGCAAACAGGCAACAAGAAAAAGUUUGUGCGUGUGCUUUUUCUCAAAUAAACGAAAACGAGGAAUUAAAGUAAUAUAUAGCUUUACGUGUUAUGUGUAUUGCAACAUUUAGUAAGAAUAUGACAUUAAGUUGAAAUUAAGGAUGAAUUCUGUUUUAAGUGGGGAGCAGUUGGUUCAGGCUCAUUCCAAAACAAACUAUGAAUUACCAUCAGCCGGCCUUAAAGAUUUCCAACCAAACAAUUCCUGGUUGGAGCAGAAACAGAUUCAGACCGCUCUACAAGAGAGAAAAGCACUUCUGGAAGAGGAAAGGGUAGAGAAAUGGAGUUGCCUCAUGUCAGCUCAAUGGGUCCCAGAAAAACGGAAGGCCUUCGUCAAACAGAAGAACAAAUACUGGGAGGUCUACGGACAUCACAGUGCUGCUGAUGACUUGGAUUGGCUAUUCCCUGAGGAGGUUCUUUUCCUAAUGGAAAUGAACUGCUUGGAGUGCCUUUACGAAGAAAUACCUUUGUCGAUACAGAAGGGUUAUUCAGUACUACUUGGGCCAGAGAAUGGAUGCUCUCUCACUGAGUACAGAGUAUUUUCCCACUUGUGCCGUACUGGAUACCGAGUAGUUCGCCAUCUUCCAGACCUUACAGUUACUGCUUAUGAAAAGCAGAUACGACUGGACCAGCAUCUAGAGCAGAAGAAGAGCUACGAUGAAGGCAUCAGUGAAUCGGUCAUUGUGAGACCUGACUUGCCACCCAAAAAAAUUGUGGAAUUAUUAGAAAAUGCUGAAAUAACCAUAGAAUCAGGUGGUCCUGUGAAAUCUGGAGUUCAAAGCAGUACAGAGGUCAAGAAUGUUAAAUUUGAAGAAGUGAGAAAAAAAUGUAUGAAAAACAACAUUGAGAUUAUUGAUAUUGCUGAUUCAUCAUCUGAAGAGUCAUCAAGUUCUGAGUCCUCAGAAGAAGAUAGUGAUAUUGAAAUCAUAGAAGUGUUUGAACCAGAUUCAAAAACCUCUGAUGAUGAAGGAGGAGGAGAGGAAGAAGACGGGAUGGAGGAGGAAGAAGAAGAUGAUAUUGAGAUUAUAGAAUUGAAUGUUCCUGAAAAAGAGAUCAUUGUUGCUACCAUUGAGUCUUCUGACAGUGAAAAAGAAAAUGAAAGUAGUGAUUCCGGGAGUGACAAAAGUUAUGAUGGCAACUGGAAACGAAAUCAUCCUAAGACACAGAGAUUUGUCAGACCCCCCAAUAUGAACAAUUUGAAAUUUUUAACUGCAGAGGAAUUUUGUGCAGAUAAAAUCCCUAGAUUAAACAAUCCUCAGACAUGUGAUUCUUUGAUCAAUGAAAGCAACUUACAAGUAGCAAAUUCAGUUAAAGAUGGUAACAAAGAUUCAGAUUUUAUAAGCCUUCAGCCCUCUGUUGGACGAUCUUGGCAGUUGUUUCCAGUUACUAAAAGUAGAAAUGAUAUUUUAGAUUUAAUGCCCACUAUGGCAGGACAAAAUAGUAAACUUAUGACUCUUGAUAGACCAGACUUGCGACUUGUCCCUGAUAAUGUUAUACCUAAACAACAAUCAUAUACAUUUAAUACCAACGCACUUCGGGCCAGAGUAUUUUCUGCCUUUAGAGGUUUUCGGGGCCGUAGGAAUUUUCACGGUCCAAGAUUUGGUGGUUAUAAUUCAUCAUAUAUUAAUAAUAAUAUGAACAUUUUUCCAAAUCAAUUGGGUGUUGGAAAUGGAAUGUUGCAGAAUCCAUUAUUAACUCAAAUGUUUGGUUCUGAUAUAAAUUCAGUGGCCAGAGGAAUGAUGCAGUUCGCUUCAGCUUUAUUGUUGAAUGUGCCUCAAAACAAUCAGUCCAAUGGCCUGCGGCCAUAUCAUAAUCAGCCACCCUUUCAUGCUUCUGGGUUUUCUCAGUCCAAUUUCAAUUCUAGGCCUCUAUUUGAUGAACCAUCCAGAAAUUUUAUUACCCAAAAUCAUAUAAGAUUUUCUGACCCUAGAAGCUCUAUGAUGAUAAGUGAAAAUAUUGAACCUUUCCAAAAUAGAAGUUAUGGACUGGAGCGAUCCAAUAUUUCAAGGAGUUCUGGAGGAGAUAGUGACUUUGACUCUUCUGAAAGGACUUUUACACCACCUAUUAGAAGAGGUUUUAGAGGAAAUCGUGGUUAUUGUUCUAGGAGGCCUUUUAACAGUAAUAUUCGUAAUCCGAGCAGGCUAUCACCGUCUCCAAGACAUAUUAGAUUUUUAGACACUGAUUUCCCUGUUGACCCAGCUUACAUUAAGCCCGAUGUGCCUCUGACCGGAGAGCAGAGCAAUGAUUUAGGAGAUAGAGAGGGCUUCAUUCCAUUCAGAAAUUCAACAAAUCAAACUCCAUUAGAAGAAGUUAUAGAUAUUUCAAAUGAUGACACUGUUGCACCCGAAAGGAAAGAAAUAGGCAAAUGUUUUCAACAGAAACGAAAAAGAAAAUUGAAAAAGAAGAUGAGAAUGGCUAAAAAGAGACUUCAUCAGAACAGUUCUGGAAAAGAUCCUGUUAUCAUUUUCUUAGAUAGUCCCACCACUAGUGAUGUGCCUGUAAAACAAGAAAUUAAUGAAGUAUCAACUGUUAAGGUCAAGAGUGAAACAAUAGAACAAAAUGUUUCUGUAAGUGUGAAACAAGAAUCUGAAGUAACUUCUACAUUAGGAGUCAAAGCAGAAUUAAAUGAGAAUACCAGUAUAAAAACUGAAAGGAAUGCUGAUGAAAGGCAAGAAACAGGAGUGAAAAGUGAAGCAAGCAAUGAAGUAAGAGUCAAGCUAGAACAAGAUCAGUCUGGAACAAACUUGCGUGUUGAAAUAAAAAUUGAAAGUUCCAGUGAUACAUCAUCAGUUAAUAGUUUACCAAUAACUUCUCUAGUCAAAUCAGAACCCAAUGCCUCAAUUAAAUUAGAAUCAAGUUCUAUUGGAGAUGUAAGUUUAACUGAAAUAAAAGAAGAAACUUGUGUAGACCCAACAGUAGUGAAAAUAGAGAAUGUAUCAGAGCAUACAGGGAGUUCAUGUCAAAAAGAAGCUGUACGUACCUCUGAACAGAGAGAAAAUGAACAUUCCAAAGAAAAAAGAGAUAUUGAACAAUCCAUACACCAAACAGCUGAACAUUAUUCAGAGGAAAGUGAAACUGAACAAACCUUAAAACAAAAAGAAACUGAACAUCCAUUACGGGUUACGGAGUAUAUAGAGAAUGAAAAUCAUUCACAUCAAGAAGAAACUGCGUCCACCUCAGAGCAAAAGGAAGAUGAAUAUUCAAAAGAGCAAGAAGAAUUUAAACAGUCUACAAAUAAAAUCCUAGAAACUAAGGAGUUUUCAGAGCAAAUUGGAAUUGAACACUCCUUAAAACAUAAACAAAUUGAACAUUUUGAUGAUCAAAGUGAGCCUAAACAUAUGUUUGAGGAAAAAGAAACUGAAAAUUUCUUAGAGGUAAUGGAAGCUGAAAGUGUUUCAAAGGACAAAGAUAAUGAAAGCCCUUCAGAUAAAAUAACUAUAGUCUCAGAGAGAAUGGAAACUGAAAAUGUUACAGAAGUAAUGGAAACUGAAUCUGUUGUUCAAAAUUCAACAAUUACUGUUAAUUUGUUAUCAGAAGAUAGAUCUAUUUCAGUUGGAAAAACUGUGAAUCAAAUAGAAAAAUAUGAGACUGAUAUAGAAGUGUGUGUAGAUGUUCCAAGUUCAAAUAAUAUUUGUGAGGAAUUGUUGGUUAACUCUAAUACUGUUACAGUAUCCUCGAGUGAAAAUACUAGUAGUAAAAUGGAACUAGAGAUUUCAGGUAAAAUAUUUGAAAGUGACUCUUCAAGGACUAAAAAAAUUGUGAUCAGUGAUGUUGAGGAAAGUUCCAGUAGUAAUGUGGAAGAACAUGUAGGUAGCGAUUCUCGAGAUAAUGUGAAUUGUAGUGAAGUAGAGAGUGAUAUGUCUAGUACGACUAUUUCUGGUGAGAUUAAAAGGACAAUGCAAAGUGAAAGUAGAAAACUUAAGAAGAAUGUGAAAAGUUAUGGUCAAGGAUCAAGUUGGGCUGAGGUCAAGAAAAGCAAUGUUCCUUUAACAAACUUUCUUGAGAGUGAAAUGGAAGACAGUGAUGAGGAAGAAAAUGUGGAAAUUCGCCCAUUGAUAAAGCCAAAGCAUUGCAAAACAAUAGUUAGCGUUCUGUCAGCAUUGCAGAUAUUCAGUCCAUUCACACCCGCAGUACCGGACAACAUUCCUAAGUUAAAGAUUAGCUUUGACAUGUACCUGCCAACAGACUACCGCAAGGCACAGAGGAGUCUACCCCACUUUAGGAUUGUAGUCUUUGGAGGGAUGGACCCCAUACCUAGCCCUGCCCAGCUGCUGGAGCUACAGCAAAGGUUCAAAGACAGUGUUCCCGUGCUGCGAGCUGUGGUCACUCCAGAUUCUGUCGUGUUCUACACGUGUUCUGAUGUGUCAUUACCUGUUGACAUCACAUCUUACCGGAAUUGACAGCUUUGUCUUUUAACUUUAAUUUUAUAUUAAAUUUAAAAGAAAGCCCUGCUAAA
This is a messenger RNA of Homalodisca vitripennis (glassy-winged sharpshooter), 4520 nucleotides long. RefSeq lists its product as uncharacterized. Gene Ontology annotation, biological process: tRNA-type intron splice site recognition and cleavage. Gene Ontology annotation, cellular component: tRNA-intron endonuclease complex. Bases 169 to 4464 code for a protein of 1431 amino acids. Lineage: Eukaryota; Metazoa; Arthropoda; Insecta; Hemiptera; Cicadellidae. The transcript is spliced from 6 exons. The record is from RefSeq and is a predicted model, not a curated record.